AUGGUCAGAAGCCACUCCACUGUCACCACCCAUAUCACCUUUACCACCCACACUGUCACAACCACCCACAAGCCCACCACUGACUCCACUGCCACCACCUACACCUCCACCAUCACCCAUGGCACCACUACUAUCUGUCCUGCCACAAACACCCACAGCAUCGUCAUCACUCACACUGCUGUCACCACUUGCUCCACAGCCACCACCCACAUCACGGUCCCCACCUGCACUGCCUUUACCACCUGCAUCAUGGUCACCACCCACAGUGUCGCCUCCACCACACCUCUACCACCACCUGAGCCACAGACAUCAGCCGCACCACCACCACAACCCAUACCACUGCUACUAACAGUGCCGCUGAAAGCCACCCCGGAUGAAUACCUCACCUUCCUCAUGAAGCGGGCCAAGCAGAGAAAAGGUCUACCAUACCUGUGCUGUAGGAAGCUGGAGUUUGUUGACAUGCCAUUCGGACAUCUUCAGAAGAUCCUGAAAAUGGUGCAGCUGGACUGUGUCCAAGAGGUAGAAGUGAAUGGCUCCUGGGACCUGUUCACCCUGGCCAGGUUUGCUCCUCCCCUGGGUCAGAUGGUUAAUCUGAGCAGACUCCUUGUCUCUCACAUCCUCAUGAAUUCCUUCAUUCCCUGGGUGGCGGAAGAAGUGGAGAAGCUAGUUUUCCAAUUCAGCUCUCAGUUGCUUAGUCUACACCAGCUCCAGGAACUCUACCUGGACUCUGUCUUCUUCCCGGAAGGCCAUCUAGACCAGGUGCUCAGGUGCCUGAAGACCCCCUUGGUGAGUCUCUUGAUAACUAAUUUCUUGCUUUUGGAGUCCAACUUGACAUACCUGUUGUCAUACUUGAACACCAGCCACCUAAAGUACCUGAAUUUGAGUGAUUUAAAUAUGAUGGGCUUAAGUCCUGAGUUUCUGCAAGUGCUGCUAGAGAGAUCCUCAGCCACCCUCCACUGCCUGGAAUUAGAUGGGUGCGGGAUCAUGGACUACCAGCUAACCUCCAUCUUGCCCACUCUGGGCCACCGCUCCCAGCUCACCAGCUUCAGCUUCCAUGGAAACCCAGUCUCUGCAGAGGCCCUAGAGAGCCUGCUGCAGCACACCGUCCUGCUGAGCAAGUUCAGACUCAGACUGUUUCCUGUCCCCCUCGAGUGUUAUGUGGGCCUCCAAGGUACUCUCAACCUGUGGAAUCUUCGAGGCUAUCUGGCCGAGCUGAGACUGAUACUGCUGGACUUAGAGCUGCCCAAUGCGGUCUUAUUGCCCAGUGACAGCACCUGUUCCUAUCAUGCAAUUCUCCUCUACUGUGACCUGAUGUAA
This is a messenger RNA of Trichechus manatus latirostris (Florida manatee), 1317 nucleotides long. RefSeq names its product putative PRAME family member 26. Gene Ontology annotation, cellular component: cytoplasm. The record is from RefSeq and is a predicted model, not a curated record. Lineage: Eukaryota; Metazoa; Chordata; Mammalia; Sirenia; Trichechidae. Bases 1 to 1317 code for a protein of 438 amino acids. The transcript is spliced from 2 exons.